GCAAAGCUCCGGAUGUUCCGCAGCCCCGGCGGCUCGCAGGUGGAGGGGCCCGGGGCCUAGGACUGUGCCCCGGAGCGGGAAGCGCCUGCAGGCUGUAGAGAGGCCGGGUCCAGAGCUUGGAGGCGCGCGGGGGUGGGCGCUGCAGCCGCGGGUUGUUUAUCUGGAGUACGGAGGGGAGGGGGGAGCCUGGAAACCGCCCCGUGUCCCAUUUCCUCCUCUUGUUUUCGCUCCGGAUUCUCCAUGUUGGACCCAAACUGAGGAGCCCGGAGCUGCCGCCGGGGGAUCGGGGCUGGGGGCACCCGGGAGAGCCGCUACCCGGGUCGCCCGCUCUCCAUACAGGCCGCCUCCCUUCCCGGCCCAGGGAGGGAACAAGAGCCGGGAUGUGAACAGCAGUGGGAGUCGGAGUCUCGGGAGCCCGAGCCUGAGCCGGAGCGGGCCCCCGCCCAGGCCCCCCAGCCCAGCCCAGCCCAGCCUGUGCGCCCGCGCGUCCUCCCGCCCAGCCAGCCCGGGCCCGCGGGAUUGUUAGAUGGAACACGGCUCCAUCAUCACCCAGGCGCGGAGGGAAGACGCCCUGGUGCUCACCAAGCAAGGCCUGGUGUCCAAGUCCUCUCCUAAGAAGCCGCGUGGCCGUAACAUCUUCAAGGCCCUUUUCUGCUGUUUUCGUGCCCAGCAUGUUGGCCAGUCCACCUCCUCCACUGAACUCUCCCCCUACAAGGAGGAAGCCAACACCAUUGCGAAGUCGGACCUGCUGCAGUGCCUCCAGUACCAGUUUUACCAGAUUCCAGGGACCUGCUUGCUCCCAGAGGUGACGGAGGAGGAUCAGGGAAGAAUCUGUGUGGUCAUCGACUUGGAUGAAACCCUCGUGCAUAGUUCCUUUAAGCCAAUCAACAACGCUGACUUCAUAGUGCCUGUAGAGAUCGAAGGGACCACUCACCAGGUGUACGUGCUCAAGAGGCCGUAUGUGGACGAGUUCCUGAGGCGGAUGGGGGAGCUCUUCGAAUGUGUCCUCUUCACCGCCAGCCUGGCCAAGUAUGCCGACCCCGUGACGGAUCUGCUGGACCGGUGUGGGGUGUUCCGGGCCCGCCUGUUCCGUGAGUCCUGUGUGUUCCACCAGGGCUGCUACGUCAAGGACCUCAGCCGCCUGGGAAGGGACCUGCGGAAAACCCUCAUUCUGGACAACUCGCCUGCUUCCUACAUUUUCCACCCGGAGAAUGCAGUGCCCGUGCAGUCCUGGUUUGACGACAUGGCGGACACUGAGUUGCUUAACCUGAUCCCGAUCUUUGAGGAGCUGAGCGGAGCUGAGGACGUCUACACCAGCCUGGGGCAGCUGCGGGCCCCUUAGCCUUCCCCGCUGCCAGCCGCGGCCGUCCCAGCAGGGGCUUUCCUCACUGUGCCUUCAUGAUCAGUCUGACAGAGUGGAAGCGGGAGCGUCUAGCCAGACGAGGCCUGGACAUAGACGUGAUUGGAAAGAGCUCUAGGACAGGUUAGAUGCCGAGUGGGCAUAUAGCAGACCAGCGAUACCCAGAGCUCCUGGCUGUCUGAGUUGGGUUCCUGAGAUGUGAGUGAGCGUCUGUGUGUGCACACACACGUGCGUGUGUAUGUAUGUGUGUGUGUGUGUCUGUCUGUCUUGUCUUGAACUGUGGCCCCAGGAUAUGUGCGUUUCCGGUUAGGAGAGAAACUGAAGGAUCGAGAGUCUCCUCGAGUCUGUCUCCUGCAGACUCUGCAGGCUUGAAGACUGCUGAAGGCUCCGUUGCCAAACCUGUGGCCUUUCCUCAGUGUUGUAAGGUUUAUGCCAAGGAGAGAAUGGGGUCAGGGGCUGCCUUCGGGUGCCCCAGGCGUGCAUCUUUCUAAAGCCUUUCUCUUGCCAGCUGCUGCAGAGAAGCGACAUUUCUGGGAAGAUGAAAGCUUGUUUCCAGAGCUGGCCCCAGUGGCCAUUGGGUCCUGUGGCCCGACAGCUGCCCUUGCCUCCAGCGGAGUGCCUGACUCGGGUCCUGUCUGCGUCUCCCAAGGCCUGGGCACCAGGCCUGCCUUCCUCGCCACCUAGCCAUAGUCUUAAACCUGUGGGGAAGGAGGUCUUCUCCCUGCCCUGGAAGAGGACAGAUAACUGAUUUCCGUUCUUUUGACUCUGUUUUAAAAUUCUCUUUCUAAAUACAGUGUUGGGCUGUUUUGUUUCUGACAGAGCUGCAGUCCUGGGCCUGGGGUGAGAGUGGGAGGCCCCGGGGGUGCGGGGAUGAGCAUGAGUGUGUGUCCACUCGGCCUGUAGGUCAGCGGCGCCCAGGCCUGUGCCUCCAUCUGCCUUCAGGGAAUCUGCUGGUGCUGCCACAGGACUGUUCCCGGGUCCCACCCUCCUGUUUCUGGGCAGGGCUCUCUCCUCUGUCUUCCCCCAGGGCCUGGCCUGUGCCGAGUGUCUUCAUCCUUCCUGGCUAGCUGGCGCUGGUUCUCUGCAGAGCCCCAGGCGUGCUUGCGUUUCCUGGGCGGAGGGGCUGGGUGUUGUCUGCGCUUAGUUUGCCGAGGAAACACACGUGCGCCCUGCCAACAGCGACAGGUGUGCCGAGUGCGCCACUCGCCUGUGCUUUGCAAGUCUCUCUGCUUUCAAAGUUUCUUAAUGGUGAAAUGCUUUAAAAAAGCCACAGAGAGGAAGUUUCCCCAGGAUGGAAACAAAAGGGGAAGAGCUGCUGUAACUGGGAGCAGAGGGGCCCCAGAGGGAGCCCCGCCUCAGGUCACUGCCUUAACCGCGGCCGCCCCCCUCCUUCCGGUGGGGUUCCUGCCACCCCCACCCCCUUUUCCCUGGAGGCAGGUGUCGCCAAGCGUUUGUAAGUUGCUUCAGGUGCGAGAACUCCGCCCACUCAGGACUCACCCCCGUUAUCCCUUCUGGUUUCCGCACGCUGGGCCAGUCUGAGGAGCUCGUCGGGACCGGGCAGCAGAACAGCAGCUCGGGGUUCUGGCUGCCCGGAGUCCUCUGGCAUCGUGACCGCCGCAAGGCUGUCAGGCCUUCUCUUCGGCUUUGGUGUCACGUGGGUGGAGUAGGGCCCCCCAGGCCUGUGUGGUCAGUUCCCCAGCAGCAUUUCCUGGUGCCUGUGGGAUCCUGCUCCAUGCUGGUGGGGAAAGAGGGCUCCAGGGCUGGCCAGGAAGGACGUCUCCUGAAGGGAGGUAGGAGCUUCUGAUUCUAAGGCCCUGGCCUAAGCCUCUCUUCUGGUAUCACAGGGGGGCCUCUCUCCUAAGCCCCACUCAAAGGGUCAGCCCUCGGGCCAAAUCUGCCAUGGCAUCCAGCCAAGCUUUUCUGACUAAACAAGCAAUAAGAGGCUGUAGGCUGACCCCCCAAGGGACCCUUUCUGCCCUCCUUUGGGUCACCUGGUCUCUGGGAAGAGCCAGUGCCACCCACUUUCCUGUCAGGCUUGUCUGAGUGCUCCGAGGGGUCAUGACCAGGGCCCAGGAUGACCUGGGAGGGCCUGCUACUUCUGCAUGAAGCCCAGCUCCACAGGCCUGUCUCACCAGACCCCCUGCCCCGCCCCAGCGGUUCCUAACCAGAAAUGCUGCACCCCCUCGCCCCCUCCUCCCUUCCCUGGAGAGGUAGCGCAGCCAAAUAUAAGUCUAAGCAGGGUCCAUCUGUGUGGACCAGAGCCAGCCUGAAGUCGUUAGGGCUUUCUGGUCUCCAGUUUCAGUGUGUUAGGGGCAAGAGAUGAUUGCAAAACUUGCUCCUUAGAGGAAUCAGGCCAGACUCAACUUGGGAGGAGGGCAAGAUUGCAAGGAGGAGCCAGUUCACCCCAGGAUCUGUUUCAGGGUUUCCUACCAGCACUUCGUGUGUGAGGCUGGCCUUUGGGAAGCAAUAGGCUACCAGGCCUGGCCAGCCCCGGUUCAAGCCAUGCAGGAACCUGCCCGCCUGCCAAGUUCAGUUUUUAAGGUGCCUCUUCAGGGACACGGCGUGUCUCUCUGAUUGGGCUUCUAAAUCAAAAGCCUGAUGUUCUGUCCCUCUCAUAGGGGGAGCUUUGGACACAGGACCAGUUUGGAGAGGGUCAGAUGAGAGUCUCCACUCUGCACAUUGUAGAGGGGACCCUUUGCGGGCCCGUGGUCCCUCACUAGAGAGGCGGAGGUGAUUUGCCUUCAGUUAACCUGGGACCUUCUGUUUAAUUCCCUCCCGCCUCCCAAAGAUUUGGACCAUUUUAUAAGUGUAUGAAUUCACCUCUGUUCACAGUGGCCCCGAAGCUUGUCUGUGCUAACAGCAUGGGAAGUCUAGAGGCGGUCAUUCCCUGGGAAGUGGGUCCCGUUCUGUUUUGUUUGCAAGCCUGGCCUGUUCCUGGGGGGCCUUGUUCGGUAAGGCAGCUCCCCACCCCUCCAGGGUUGUCUGCGCCCCAUGUCCCAGCGGUCCAGUGUCUACAGCAGGCGGGCCUGUUUGGUUUCCCCUUUAGGUCUUCAUUUAGUUACUUGUUACUGUUAUCCCUCAGUUGCCUUUUUUGUAAAAUGAGGUUUUAGUUUUGUCUUAAAAAAAAAAAAAAAAAAACCAGUAAAUACUUGCAUUCAAGCCGGGGAGGCAGAGGUCUGGCCCCCUGCCACAUUGUCUCAAAGCUGUGGGCAUGCCCCGGGAGCAGACUCUGGUCUUUGGGGCCCUGAGCUUCUUUGCUUGUAGUUGUCUCAGAUCUGACCUGUGCUCUGCCGCUCAGCCCCCUUCAGGACGCCGUCUGGAGGGCCAGGGAGGUCUGCCUCCCACUGUGACCGGGCUCUGGGGUUCUGACCACCUUGCUUACAAGUCCAUAAUUUGAUAAAUUUGUUGUAUUCAAAAACUUGAAAUGUAGGAUGCCAUUAAGUGUCUGUUUAUAUUUUUGAAAUAUUUGUAUUACUUACAAUUAAUGAAUAAAAGUGGGUUUAAAAAACCCAUCCAUGAAUGGGAA
Cervus elaphus (red deer) is the source of this 4886-nucleotide messenger RNA. It is a transcript of the gene CTDSP2, whose product is annotated as CTD small phosphatase 2. Gene Ontology annotation, molecular function: RNA polymerase II CTD heptapeptide repeat phosphatase activity. The transcript has 8 exons. The coding region runs from base 527 to 1342 and encodes 271 amino acids. NCBI's taxonomy places the organism in Eukaryota, Metazoa, Chordata, Mammalia, Artiodactyla, Cervidae. The record is from RefSeq and is a predicted model, not a curated record.